GCGUGCUGCAAAGCCGCUGGUUGCGUCUGCUGUGCACUGAACAAGACAAAAAGCCCGUCGAUUCGCCCCGAGAUUCUGACUGGUCCGCGCCCGAAAACGAGGACUCGAUGGGGCUGGCAUAAUACGUAAAAGCAAGCAGAGUAACUUGUUCCGUGGGAUAUAGACAGGUCGGAAGAGGAACGAGAUGGACCACUUCUCGACUGUGUUGCAGCGACCGCCGCAUUUCGACGAGGAUGGCAGCAGCAUGGGCGCGCCCAGUGAGGAUCGAGGCCCACGCGGAGGGCUGCGCGACAUCCUGAACCCCGUGAGCUCGAGCUCGACAACGCAUCCACACGGUCCUGGAACACCCGGAGCACCCGUACCGUCCCGACCGCAAUCGUCGUUUAGUUUGCGCUCCCCCACGCAUCAAUCAGAUUAUCACCAUCCGAGCCCCUACUCCGCCUCUCCAUCCUUGGCAGGCGCGCGCUCAAUCCUUCACAACCCGUUCGUGUCCGCAUCGACACCCUCGUCACUGCCGCCGCCCUUGCAAGCUCCUCCGGGUCUGGUAUCGCCAACCGCCUCAUCCGGCCUGCAGCAUCCUCCCCGAUCACCGCUGCACGCGCCGCCGGUGUACUAUCCAUCCGAGAUCCGCGACCGCGAGCCGGCGCGCGACAAAUCGGCCUCGAGCAGUUUCUACGACCCAACCACUGACAGCAAUCGAGAGCGCGAACGCAGGGUUUCGGAUACUGGCGCCUGGCACAAGGCGGCACAGAACUCAACAUCGAAGCCCCGCGAUCCCUACAGCUAUUCUCAACGAUCCUCCGAUUACUAUACCAACGGCAGCUACGCAUCGCCGGAAAAAUCGGUCUAUCGGCCGCGCAGCCCUGUCACACAUCCCUCCACCCACCCAGCUGUGGGUCCCAGCAGUCCAUCGACAAGACCGUCGGCCAUUUCGUCACCCAACUCGAGACACUCCUCAAUGCCAAGCGCGAGUACCAACCGGUCGACGUCGACCGUCCUGCCAGCUCUGGCACGGACCGAGUCCCCUGCUCCGUCCAAGACCUCGGCUGCCACGAGUACCUCGAGUCGCGCCGCCGGCGUCAUGUCAUUUUCCAAUAUUCUCUCCAACCCCGAGCCCAUCUCCAAACCUCGACCGAUGUCGCCCGUCCACGACGACGACGCAUCCAGCGUCACCGAGAAGCCCCAAAGCACAGAAAAGGCCGAGAAAUCAGACAAGGAUAAGAAACAGCCUCGGAAGAGCAUCAAAUCACGCGUCUCGGAUGUUCGAAGUGUCGAGUCGACUCCCAACUUGAAGAUCCCGCGUAGGCCCGCGUCCAAGCCUGAAACGCCUUCUUCCGUGCGGGCGCCGGCCAAGAGGCUGGCGAACGGCGUCCCGAAGCACAAGGUCUUUUCUGCCGACAAGGAGAAGAAGAUUCGGGAUCUCAUGGAGCAGUUCGAUCUCGAUGAUGUUGACGAGACCGACUUCGAGGAAGAACGUUAUGCCUGGCUUGAACGUGCCAAACGUCGCCGGCAAGAGAUGAACCGCCGAGAUGUGGCCCAUCAACGGAUCAGGAGAGGCGACUACGCCCAAGCCGAGGCCGAAAAGCUCCAGAGCUAUGCUGACAUCGGCAAGGCGCGCUACUAUGAGAUGAACUAUGACGAGGCGCUGCAAGAAGUUCGAGAACAGGAGAUCUUCCUCGAGAAGGAGCGGAAGAAGGAUAUGCAGCGCCAGAGGCGCCGCCAGAAGGCCAUGGCUACCACGAUGGAGCAGAGACAAUCAGCACUUGCGAGAGCCUCCGCCGCGCAAGACGACGCCGAGCGCCAGAAGUACAUGCGCGAGGCCGAGCGUGCGAACAAGAAAGUGCAGCAGACCAGGUACAUCUUGCAGAAAGGGCUGAAGGGCCCGGCCCGCAACAUCGGCCCGAUUGAACUGAACCUUGAGGGCGGCACGAUGGCGACCUUCUCCGCCGAGAACAUGGAGCCCGGCAGCAAGAGCAAGGGCAAAGGUCGAGCCGGCGGCCGGCUCAAGAAGUCAAAGGAGCAGAAACAGGCAGAGAAGGAGUCGGCUGAGGCUGCUCAGGCCGCCUUGGAUGCCGGCGAGGAGCUGCCGAGCAAGGAAGAGACCGCCAAGAUUCGCAUCAAGUUCAGCAAGUCCAAAGCGCCCAAAGAGGAUGCCGAUAAGGAAAACAAGGAGCCCAAGGAACCCAAGGAGAAAGAGAAGGCGGUCGAGGAGCCCAAGGACCCGCUCGAGGCCAGGUUCCAGACGAAGGGCUAUAACCAGAUUUACGACCAGAUCUGGCGUGACCUCGCCCGAAAGGACGUCAACAAGGUGUUCAGGCUGGCAACCGAUUCCUACUCCACUAAGGCAUCCAACCUCAAGAAGACGGCGAUCCUGGCCUCCAAGGAAGCGAAGCGGUGGCAGCUCCGGACCAACAAGGGCACCAAGGAUCUGCAAGCGCGGGCCAAACGCGUCAUGCGGGACAUGAUGGGCUUUUGGAAGCGGAACGAGCGCGAGGAGCGCGACCUCCGCAAGGCGGCCGAGAAGCAGGAGCUCGAGAAUGCCCGCAAGGAGGAGGCCGACCGCGAAGCGGCGCGCCAGAAGAGGAAGCUUAACUUCCUCAUCUCUCAGACCGAACUGUACUCGCACUUCAUCGGCAAGAAGAUCAAGACGAGCGAGGUCGAGCGGAGCACGGACCAUCCCGAUGUCGCCACGGAUGAGAAGGACAGGAUCCCGGAGAACGUCCUCAACAUCGAGGAGCCCACCGGGCCCGUCGGCGCCAAGGUGACCAACUUUGAGAGUCUGGACUUCGACGCCGAGGACGAAUCCGCCCUUCAGGCUGCGGCCGUGGCCAACGCCCAGAAUGCCAUUGCCGAGGCUCAGAAGAAAGCGCGCGAGUUCAACAAGGAUGAGGCCAAGCUCGACGAGGAUGGCGAGAUGAACUUCCAAAAUCCCACCGGCCUGGGCGACGUCGAAAUCGAGCAGCCGAAGCUCCUCAACUGCCAGCUCAAAGAGUACCAGCUUAAGGGCCUCAACUGGCUGGUCAACCUGUACGAGCAGGGCAUCAACGGCAUCCUGGCCGACGAGAUGGGUCUCGGCAAGACGGUCCAGUCCAUCUCCCUCAUGGCUUAUCUCGCCGAACGCUACGAUAUUUGGGGUCCCUUCCUCGUCGUCGCCCCGGCGUCGACCUUGCACAACUGGCAGCAGGAGAUCAGCAAGUUCGUGCCCGACUUCAAGGUUCUUCCGUACUGGGGUACGGCUACCGACCGUAAGGUGCUGCGGAAGUUCUGGGACCGCAAGCACACGACGUACAAGAAGGACUCGCCGUUCCACGUCAUGGUCACCUCAUACCAGCUCGUCGUUUCCGAUGUCGCCUACUUCCAGAAGAUGAAGUGGCAGUACAUGAUCCUCGACGAGGCGCAGGCGAUCAAGAGCUCGCAGAGCUCGCGCUGGAAGUGUCUGCUCGGCUUCCACUGCCGGAACAGGCUGCUUUUGACGGGUACGCCGAUCCAGAACAACAUGCAGGAACUGUGGGCUCUGCUCCACUUCAUCAUGCCGUCGCUCUUCGACUCCCAUGACGAGUUCAGCGAGUGGUUCUCCAAGGAUAUCGAAUCCCACGCGCAAAGCAACACCAAGCUGAACGAGGACCAGCUCAAGCGUCUUCACAUGAUCCUCAAGCCGUUCAUGCUUCGUCGUGUCAAGAAGCACGUCCAGAAGGAGCUGGGUGACAAGAUCGAGCUUGACGUCUUCUGCGACCUCACCUACCGCCAGCGGGCCAUGUACUCGAAUUUGCGCAACCAGAUCAGCAUUGUGGACCUGAUCGAAAAGGCGACCAUCGGCGAUGAUGACUCGGCCAGCCUGAUGAACCUCGUCAUGCAGUUCCGGAAGGUCUGCAACCACCCUGACCUCUUUGAGCGUGCUGACACGUCUUCACCGUUCUCGUUCGGCCACUUUGCCGAGACUGCUUCGUUCGUCCGGGAGGGGACCAACGUUACUGUUGGCUACUCAACGCGCAACCUGAUCGAGUACGAGCUGCCCCGGCUUGUGUGGCGCGACGGGGGUCGGCUGCACAAACCUGGCCCCGACAACCCAACUGCUGGCUUCCGGAGCAAAUAUUUGGACCAGAUGAUGAACAUUUGGACACCCGAGAACAUCCGCAGCAGCCUGGGUGGGACCGACAAUUUCUCGUGGCUUCGAUUUGCUGACACCAGUCCUCAAGAGGUCGCCCGUGCUGGUCACAAUGACAUUUUCGCCCGUGCUGUGGAGUUGGGCACGAAGAAAAACCGGCUUGGAAACAUGCAGGUUGUCUACAGCGAGCCGGAAGAUCGGGCGUGGACACCUGCACACGCUCUGUUUCAGAUCCGGGAGCGUGAGGACCGCGCGGCGCUGGCCGAGAUCUCUGAUCAGGGAGUGCUCCGGAACCUCAUGAACGUGUCCCGAUCGACAUACGACGACCUCGGUCUGGGGCGCCUUGAGCAAGCUGCACGCCCGCGUGCAUCUGCCCCGCCGAUCGAAGUUGUUUGUGACAGUCGCGGUUCUGUCAUUGAGCGAGAGAAUGUUUUGUUCAAUAUCCCCAUGCGCAAAGCGCUGUUUGGUCCCACGCCGGUCGAGGAAAAGGCCUUUGUUGAGCAGAAGGUGCCACCUCAGCUCUACCCGCCUCCCGCACUGCUACCGGCUCCGGACAAGGAGAAGCAGCGGUUCACCAACAUCACGGUCCCGUCAAUGCGCCGCUUCGUGACCGACUCUGGCAAGCUUGCCAAGCUGGACGAGCUCCUGCGGCAGCUGAAGGAGGGUGGACAUCGUGUGCUCUUGUACUUCCAGAUGACGCGCAUGAUCGAUCUGAUGGAGGAGUAUCUCACAUACCGCAACUACAAGUACUGCCGGCUGGAUGGUUCGACCAAGCUCGAGGACCGUCGCGACACGGUGGCGGACUUCCAGACGCGGCCCGAGAUCUUCAUCUUCCUCCUGUCGACCCGCGCGGGUGGCCUCGGCAUCAACCUUACGACGGCCGACACGGUCAUCUUCUACGACUCGGACUGGAACCCGACGAUCGACUCGCAAGCCAUGGACCGUGCCCACCGGCUCGGCCAGACUAAGCAGGUCACGGUGUACCGCCUCAUCACGCGCGGCACAAUCGAGGAACGCAUCCGCAAGCGAGCGAUGCAGAAGGAGGAAGUCCAGCGUGUCGUCAUCACGGGCGGCGCCUCGGCUGCGGGCGCCGGCGGCGUCGACUUCUCGGGCCGCAGGCCGCCCGAGAACCGCAACCGCGACAUUGCCAUGUGGCUGGCGGACGACGAGCAGGCCGAGCUCAUCGAGCGCCGCGAGAAGGAGCUCCUCGAGAGCGGCGAGUACGACAAGCUCCAGAAGAAGCGGGGCGGCAAGCGCAAGCGCGGAGGCGAGGCGGCUCUCAGCCUGGACGACAUGUACCAUGAGGGCGAAGGCCACUUUGACGAUAACAAGGGCUCUGGCACCGCGACACCCACGGGCGACGACCCCCGGGCUGCCAAGCGCAAGCGGGCGGGCGGCAGCAAGAAGGCGAAGACGACUAAGCAGCGGCUGGCCAUCGCCGACGGAGAGAUGGACUUCUAGUUGAACACAGCGCGUGGAAGACUGAGUAAUGAUGGGAUUACACUACUACACUUGGCUCUUAUCUCGGCAACGGCACCAGCAUCCUCCAUUGA
This is a messenger RNA of Thermothielavioides terrestris NRRL 8126, 5658 nucleotides long. Its product is annotated as INO80-like protein. Bases 185 to 5566 code for a protein of 1793 amino acids. The transcript has 4 exons. The record is from RefSeq and is a predicted model, not a curated record. Gene Ontology annotation, biological process: DNA repair; DNA-templated transcription; chromatin remodeling. Gene Ontology annotation, cellular component: Ino80 complex; nucleus. Lineage: Eukaryota; Fungi; Ascomycota; Sordariomycetes; Sordariales; Chaetomiaceae. Gene Ontology annotation, molecular function: ATP binding; ATP-dependent chromatin remodeler activity; ATP hydrolysis activity.